UUACAAACGGAACAUGGUAUCUGAUUUUAUAGUGGAAAGUCCAAAAGAGGAAGGAGGUAACAAUUGUUUUGAGUUUAUUUUAUCAAGAACAUAAUAAACACGUUCCUAACUCAGUAGACAACCAUCACUGGUUGUAAGACUCCAAAGAAUUGUAGUUAUUAUCCUAAUAACUCAAUAUCAACUAACACAAUUAAUAAAACCUUUUGCAAUCACAUUUUACCUGAGAAAUAGUCAACAGACACACCUAAGGCUAUCCUUAAAAUACAAAUAAGUUAAUCUUCUCACUUAGCCUACAUCUUCUCACUGGCCUACAUCAUCUUACUUAGUCUACAAGUUCUCACUUAGCCUUCAUCCUUUCACUUAGCCUACAUAAAUCUUCUCACUAGCCUACACCUUCUUACUUCGCCUACAUGUUCUCACUUAGCCUACAUCUUCUCACUUGGCCUACAUGUUCUCACUUGGCCUACAUCUUCUCACUUAGCCUAAAUCUUCUCACUUAGCCCACAUAUUCUCUCUUAGCAUCCAUUUGACGGUGCAGGACUAAAUAUUGCCUAUCAUUAAAUUUAAACAGUAUUCACAAGGCCCCUUACAUAGGAGGUGACAGAAGAAAAACACUGAAAAAUAUUGUUUUAUAAUAAAUAUUCAGAAAUAUAUACAGGGUGGGCCAAUAAAAGUGAGAGCAUCUCGCAGCGUAAUAUUUUACGAGACGUUCUCACUUUUAUUGGCCCACCCUGUAAGCAUUUAAAGUAAUUUCUUCAAUUUCAUUUAAAAUCUUUACUAAUUUUUUUUUUAAUGCCACCAAUUUGUACAAGUACUUACUAAAUAUUCUUAUGGUUUGACCGGGAUCGUCCCAAUUUUAUAAACUUGUCCCAGCUCGUUUGAAAUUGUGUACCGGCUUAAAACUUAGUUUAGUAACAAUUGAUGUGUCCUGUCGAUCUUAGAUAGUCUCGUGAACAUUGUUAAUGCCCGAACUUGGUUGGUAUCAUCGAAUUUCAUAUUAAAUACAACUAAGCUAAACUUCUAUAAGUUAAAGUCUGUCAAGUUUAAAGCAUGCAUUUUGCUGCAUGCGUUCUUUAAAAUGAAAAAUUAUGACUUAUAAAAUUUAAGGGUCUUUGAAUAUGAGGUCUGAGCUAAUUCCUUUGUAGCCCCUCCUCCCCACCCCCACCUACAUUUGUUUGUUGGUCCUAUGAGAUGGUAGAGUAGUAAUAGUAUGCUUGCAAUAUAGUCAGUAAACUUAUUGUGACGAUACCUAACUUUAGUAGUACCGAACUUAUGUUGUUACAGAACCGAUAGCUGACAUAAGUAGAAACGAACUUUAAAGUUGUUACUGAACCGAUACCUAAAUUUAGGAGUACCGAACUAAACUUGCUAAAGAACCGAUAACUAACUUUAGUAGUACCGAAGUGAACUUGUUACCGAACCGAACCCACAACUUCCAAAGGAGAUUUCAAUUCCAAUCUCUAAUUCAAAGUAUUUUUAACACAUUAUUUUUAGAGAGUCAAUAUUCUUAAUUCGGGCAUUCAGUCUGUCAUACAAAACAUAUCCUAACACUGUCAACUGCUGUCAAUCUCUCUACAUGAACUAUAUACGUUCCAGUAGGGUAAUGAUAUUGCCAACAUAUAACCAUGUCAACUAUUCAUUUCUUUUUUUUUUUUUUUUUUUUUUUUUUUUUUUUUUUUGUAGUGGUAUUGCCAGGCAAUGAGCAAACAUCACUUCAAAUCUCUAAAAAUGCGGACCUAAUUAUAGUUUCUAAAAAGGAUAAGGAAGAGAAAGUGUUAAUUCAGAAAUUCACCAAAGGCAUUGACGCAAUCAUCGCUAAGAAAUCUACACCCUUUAAAAACUUAAAUACUCUUACGGAACAACAGGUUGGUUUUUUUUUCAACUUAAGUUGACAUUGGUUAUUUUUUAAAAAGGUGUAAUAGAAGCACAAUUAAAACUGGCAAUUUAAUGCUAUAAAUCUUAAAUGUUUUCUAGUUACAUUAAAAAGUUUUCAAUUUAGGCUGCGGCUAUUCGGACCCAGGUCCCUUUAGACUAAAUGCUAUUCGGAUGUCAUUUGUGGUAGUUUAUUUUAGUUAAAAGAAAGAAGUAAGUUUACAAAGGAGCAUUAAAUUAUCUUUCAUUAGAUACCAAAAUCGUUUCAUUAUGAGUCUGGUAUUUGAACUGCAUCAUUUUUUAUUAACUUGAUAGCCUUAAAUUUUGUGUUUUUUUUAAUUGUUUUUUUUUAAAAAUAGUUUCUUGACCUAUUUAAUAAUUAAUUUAUCAUGUAAGUUCUAUUUGUAGUGUCUCUAUUACAAUAAAGUUUUAAAGUCGUAUAUUCUCUAUGCCUAUUCAUGUCACACGUUGUCAUAGUUGACAUUUCUUUUAAAAGAAUAGUUAAGCGUGUGCUUUUGCCUUUACUAUUUAUUAUGAAUACAACAGUCUAGAAUGGAGACAUCUGGACAGAACAAAAGACUGGAUGAAAUUUUUUAUAUUUUUUUAUUAAUUUGAUUCACCAACAUAGACAUUUCGUACCUUUAGAUACCAAAAACCCACUUGCUUAAUAUACCUUGAAACCAGGGCUGCCAUUCAAUUUUUUUUUAAUUCCCAAGAUUUGGUCAAAACAUUUUCCAAGACUUCCCAAGAUCAUGAAAAUAUAUGAGUUUUUUUUUUUUUUAAAGGAUUUUGGGAAUUUUAAAAAAAAAGUGAGUUAUGGUCCUGAAUGGGGUAGUAUAUUCCCAAGAUCUUGGGAAAUUUCACAGGGUGUGGCAGCCCUGAUUGAAACCCACUAGUAAUGCAUGCAGGGUCGGGCUAGCUCAGUGGCAGACUUUUUUUGUGCCUAGGAAAGGCAAGUUAAAUUCCAAAUUCAAUUUUUAAGAUCAGAAGUUUUUGUAAAAAAAAAAAAAAAUUAUAAAUUUUGAAAACCUUUCACCAAUACAAAAAAAAAAAAAAAAAAAAAAAAAAAAAAUUAAAAAUUUUGAAAACCUUUCACCAAUACAAAAAAAAAAAAAAAAAAAAAAACAAACAACAUUUUUUCACACACAAAAAAAAAAAAAAAAAUCAUUUUAAAAAACAAAUACAAAAAACAUUGUAUAAAAAUUAACAUAAGCUCAGUUAAAGUAGAUUCGUAGAUAGAUAUUGUCCAAUGGUAUUUUAAUACUAAAUUUUAUUAUCUUUUGCUUUCAACACAUUAGUGAUCUAUUAAACAAUAAUCCUAAAAUGUUGAAAUCAGGGUAAAACGUUUUAAAUAUUUUAUAUACCCCCAUUUGACACUGGCCAUCCAUCACAUGUACAUAUUACAUGUACCUAAUAUUAAUUAUAAGAAUGCUUCAAUUUUGAAAUGACCAAGGUCAAAGUCUGCUCUAAGAGAGAUUUUUAAAAUUGAAUAGGCCAAUUGAUUAUUUGUCCUUCGUCAACACACUUAAAAAAGCAAUUAUUUGCACUCAGUGUAUUGAUUGUCUUUGUUUGCAGUGUUUUUUUGUUGUUUUUUUGUAUGUGUUGCUAAAUUCUUAUUUCCAGAUCCAAACUUUUCCUAUAUCUUUUGGGUAACACAGGUUGAGACACUAAAAGAUUUUGGAUUGAGGCACAGAAUUCUCGUCAAAAUAGAUGUUGAUAAAGGUUGUAUUCAUUUUGAGGGACUGAAGAACAAUUUCACAGACAUACAUAACUGUGUGUAUGAGCUGUUGCUGGAUAGACCACAACGUAGUAAAAAUGCCGAGAUUCAGUGGCAGUUCAGAUCCCGUGGCCAAUGGAGAAAAUUUGAACCCAUGUUAGUUGGCUUUGUUAAUGUCAAUACUUAGUGGUACAAAUGUAAUAUAUAAUGGUACUAACUUAAAAUUCCUUUUGUAAUGGUUUCAAAGUUCUAAGCUCUUAUCACCCAACAUGUGCCACAUAUGAGGCCUAUGAAAAAGGUUCCGUCACCACUGCUUCCUUUUAGAAGGAUGAAGUAAUAUGCAAUGUGCACAGAGAGCGAGAAUCUACAUUAGGUUAUAUUUUUGCGACUACAUUUUUAUAUGACCCAGAUGCUCAGAGAUGUUUGGAUUAGAAGAAUAAAAUUUUAAUAAUUAGAAAGUAGAUUCAAAUACGAAAUAUUGAAAGUAUGAAUAGUCUUUCUAAACCUAAUAUGAUUUGACUUUUCAGAGUGUAACACCUUGACUAAGAAUCUCCUGAAGCAAUCUCCUGAAAUAGCUGCCCCACGUGCAUCUAUUUAAAAGAUAUCAUUGAGCAAGGUAUGUGGUAGCUUGAAUUAAGAAGCAGCACAAUGAGACAAGAAUGUUUCGGCUAAGAACCUUCAUUCUUGUCCAAUGGUCCUGUUUCUUAAUUCAAGCUUCCACAUUGCUUGUUUAACUAUAUCCCUGACACAGCUUGCACGCUGUCCUUAAUUGAUUAUCCUCUUAAGGAUUUUGAAGCGUUGGUAAUAAACAUAUACAAAAGUACAGCCCAGGUCGGUUGACCUCCCCCCUCCCCCUAUCGCCUCCCGUUAAGUACUCUGCUGGUCUCAAAUGAUCGUGGUCAUUGAAAGAUAGUGCCGUGAGCCUUUAAAAACCAGAAAGUUGCUCAAACAUAUCGUUAUAAUAGUCUACGAUAAAGCUCAACAUAUUUUCUGAACGAAAAGAAAAAUUUUUCAGACAUAAAUUAGUAAUAAAAUAAAAGGAUCAAUGCACAAGGUACAUUAUGUGAGCAUCAGGUGUUCAUACUUCGUGACGACAUAGAAGGAAAGCUCAAAUACAGACAGGAUCUUAGAUCAUUUAACCUCUAAAGGGAGACUAUUCAGAGAAGGGGCUGAAACUGUGGCGCUGUCAAUAAAGAAUUGUCUCAUGGAUGUUAAAGUGACGUAUUAUCGAUUGUUUGAAAUAUUGCCGAUCGACGGCUAUCGCCAUUAUUGAUUAUCAUCAUGCGGACAAUUUGCCCGAUGUCGAACCUGUUGAGCAAAAAUCGAUUUGUUAUGGUGUGAGGUAAACGGCUUAUAACCUAACGAUACCUUUUAUUUAAAAGAAUCUCAUUUAUUUUAGCGCAGUUAUCGGGAAUUUCAUGUAAUCUUCCCCUUGAAAACAGGGAAAAACGGAUAUUUAGGGGUUUUGGCUUCAAAUGAAUAAAAUGUGUUGUCGUCGGCAAUGAGUCUAUGUGCCAAGUUUCAGAUCGAUAGGUGGACGGGGGAAGUCGGCCAAUUAGCCGUCCGAAGAUUUUGUCAGCCAGCCACUCACGAACAAAAUGCGAAGUUACUUUAAAGAUUUUAAAAAUGAAGAAAAAAAUUACGAAACAUAAAAGCACAUUCCUCAAAAUUUCUCAGAAUUUAAAUUUUAAAUAAAUCUUUAUUGCUGAAUAAAACUUUCAAAUUUUGUUUUUUAAAGCAUUAAUGCAACUUUGGAAAGGGAGCAUACAAAGCAUUCACCUCUUGUUACAAUUCAAGACUUCAGGGGACGCAGUUACUCUGUAGACUUCGCCAAAAAACUCGAGUUUUUGGUUGACAGGCACGGG
Molecule: messenger RNA, 5454 nt
Organism: Lymnaea stagnalis (great pond snail)
Lineage: Eukaryota; Metazoa; Mollusca; Gastropoda; Lymnaeidae
Source: the annotation of a GenBank genome assembly